GGCGGGGCUCAGCUCCCCGGGCUGUGUUUGGACCGAAUAUUGGCUCGUGUUGGGGGUAGGCUGUGCCGAGAGCUCGCCUGGUGUUAGACGCAUCUUACACCUGAGUGAGGAGGUACAGGGCAAGGCCAAUCUCGCUUGCCGUGGUGGGGAAGCCACACUGGUCGGGGUUCUGGGUGCCCCCCGGCCCCGUUCGCUAUGGGGGAGGUGGAGAUUUCCGCCCGGGCCUACGGGAAGAUGUGCCUGCACGCCUCUCGGUACCCGUACGCUGCUGUCAACGGGUUGUUGCUGGCUCCCGCGCCGCGGCCGGGAGAAUGCCUCUGCCUCACCGACUGUGUGCCCCUCUUCCACAGUCACCUGGCCCUGUCCGUCAUGCUGGAGGUGGCGCUCAACCAGGUGGAUGUGUGGGGCGCACAGGCCGGUCUGGUGGUAGCUGGGUACUACCACGCCAAUGCUGCUCUGGACGACCAGAGCCCUGGGCUUCUGGCCUUGAAAAUCGCUGGGCGAAUUGCAGAAUUCUUCCCUGAUGCAGUGCUUAUUAUGCUGGAUAAUAAGAAGCUGGUGACUCGGCCUCGUGUACCUCCAGUGAUUGUCCUGGAGAACCAAGGUCUUCGAUGGGUGCCUAAGGACAAGAACUUAGUGAUGUGGAGAGACUGGGAAGAGUCCCGACAGAUGGUGGGGGCACUGCUGGAGGGCCAGGCCCACCGUCAUCUCGUGGACUUCGACUGCCAUCUUGAUGACAUUCGUCAGGACUGGACCAACCAGCGGCUUAACACUCAAAUCACCCAGUGGGGUGCUGCCACCAGUGGACAUGCCUGAACCAGAGGGUCAGAGUACAAUAAAGAGAUGGGCUGGUG
Peromyscus leucopus (white-footed mouse) is the source of this 854-nucleotide messenger RNA. It is a transcript of the gene Emc9, whose product is annotated as ER membrane protein complex subunit 9. The transcript is spliced from 5 exons. NCBI's taxonomy places the organism in Eukaryota, Metazoa, Chordata, Mammalia, Rodentia, Cricetidae. Gene Ontology annotation, cellular component: EMC complex. The record is from RefSeq and is a predicted model, not a curated record. The coding region runs from base 196 to 816 and encodes 206 amino acids.